CUGCUGCUCCGCACGGCUGAGCCUCUUCCCUCUGCUCCCAGCCGGAGGAGGGUCCCCGGGAUGCUGACGUUACCAGUCCUUGCAAUCAUAUCGACAUGGUGCCUGUGUGUGCAUCGCACGUCGGAGAGGAACCUGAGCUUGUCAGAAACUAGUCCAGAUCUGAGCUCAGUGUGUGCAGGCAGGUUUCCUCCGUCAGCCCAUGUGAGUCGUGGCUCUCAUGCAAUCUGGCUUCAGGACCUGUACCUGCGAGGCAAUCAAAUCACAGAAGGUGUUUCAGAUUCUUGUGGAGGCGAAGCAAUGGGGGGAAAAACCACCAAAUCUCUCUUCCAUAGAGAACAAUUUCUGAAGCACGGAGCUCCCUGGGGCCAGGCCUCCUGCCAGUGGGGACAGCAGGUGGGAGCUUUCUAAGCCAGACAAAGGAGACCUGAGAAGGAACUGUGGUGAAGGGACAAGCCCAAGGCAAAGGACUGUCCGGCCACCUCCUCUCCUGGAGCAGGCAGCUGAGAUCUGCAUAGCCAGGAGACAUUUUGCAAGACUCAACACCUGGAGCAGUGCUAACCAGGUGGGCAGCCCCGAUGUCGACCAAGCUCUAUGUCCUCAUCAGCUGGCCCGACGGCAGCCGUGUCAUCAACAUCGAGAACAUCAAGGAGCCCCGCAAGCCCUUCCACCUCUACGCGGUGGGCGAGCAGGUGCUGGCCCGCUGCCCCGGCUUCAGCGGGCUCUACUGGGGCAUGGUGGAGGGCAUCAGCGAGCACAAAGAUGUCCUGGAGAAGAAGCUGCAGGAAGACAGACAGCUCUUGGAGACGUUAAAAGAUGAACCGGCCAACCACAGCGUGAUGCCACCCCAGCCAAAAAAAUCCAGGAAAACCUUCCCGAAAUGGACCCCAGGGAAUGCCCCCAGGAAAUAUGGGGACAGGAGUUACCCCAGCAAGCCGCUGCUACGGGCAGCCGAGGCCGGCCUGCCCGGUGAUGUUGGCAGCUCCUCCAUCAUCAAGGAGAGACGUGCCCUGGGGCCACCCCACCCAGCCAGUGCCUUCACCCCCCCAGCCACUUUCGUCACCCUCGCCAUGCCGGGGACAUCCCAGGGUGAAGAGGACAGGGCUGGCACUGCUACCAGAGAUUAUGUUGCCCUGGCAAUGAAGAGGAAGUCAGAUGGCAUCUUGUCCCAGUGCCAGCAACACGUCUGUCUGAACAGCUGUGAAGAGCGAAAGCUGGAUGCUUUGCAAGGGACUGAUGACUUUGGGAGAGUUCAGAAAAAAAUCUGUCCUGGUGAAAUGGAAAGGGAGAAGGUAGAGCAGCUGGAGAGGAUGGUCUUGGACCUGCAGCAGGAUGUCCUCUCUCUGAAGAAGAAGGUGCAGCGGCUGGAAUCCCUGUCCUUCCAGGAGGAGCCCCACCGGCCGCCCUGCGAGGUGGUAGAGCUCUUCAACGGCUACACCAAGGAACAGCUCAAAGAGGCCAUCCGCUUCGACCAGAAAAUCAGCACGGCCUGCAAGACUCUGCUCUACAAGCUCUUUACCUCUGACUACAUCCAGAGCCACUCCAUCACGGGGCGGAGGGGCAACACUUUCCGGGAGGCGAAGCCCAUGAUGGACGAACGCUGCAUCAAAAUCAUCCGGGUGCUGUUGAAACAGAAAUUUGGCGAUCACCUCAGCGACACGGUGAUCACGGAGAAGAUACAGAACGUGCAGAAAGCCCUGAGGCAGAAAUUUAAGACAGAAUGCCUCUGACAUGGGGGGGAUCGGUGUCUCUGUUCACGGUGCACCUGAGGAGCCCUCCCAGGGAAGACGUGGAUGCAGGGCUCCCCUGAUUCCCCUGGAGGAACCCACCCGGCAGAUCUGGGUGCUCAGCACAGCACAGACCUUUCCCAAGUGUCUGUCUGCAUUAAUCUGGAGGGAAUUUUGCCCAGCUUGGCUAGAGUUCUGCACAUCUGCUAGCACUUUACAAGCCCCUUCCCCUGUGGUCUGCGUGCAAGCCUCAGAGUGCUGUCUGCACGAUGAUCUCCAGGACUUUUGGGUGGACACACUCAAAAGCUUGAGGGUAACAGAAGGGCAGACUCAUUAAAGCAAUGCCAUAAAACCUGCAGAGAAGGAUUAUUUCAUUUUUCCCCUCCCCUUGUUUUAAUGCGGUUGUAUGGAAGAAGUGUUGAAGCGUUUGCACUAACAAAAUCUGCUGAA
Messenger RNA from Oxyura jamaicensis (ruddy duck), 2174 nucleotides. RefSeq lists its product as uncharacterized. The record is from RefSeq and is a predicted model, not a curated record. The transcript has 11 exons. The coding region runs from base 576 to 1727 and encodes 383 amino acids. NCBI's taxonomy places the organism in Eukaryota, Metazoa, Chordata, Aves, Anseriformes, Anatidae. Gene Ontology annotation, molecular function: DNA binding.